Molecule: messenger RNA, 2624 nt
Organism: Mauremys reevesii (Reeves's turtle)
Lineage: Eukaryota; Metazoa; Chordata; Testudines; Geoemydidae
Exons: 2
Coding region: 1489-2217 (242 amino acids)
Source: RefSeq, a predicted model, not a curated record
AGGACCCAGAGGUCCGAGGUUAACUGGGACCACGCCGGGAGGAAGUAGGAGAGAUGGUUGGAGAAGGGAGGAGAAGGAUCCUGGCCUGUACUUGGUACGCUGUCCUCGGGCGCACCUUCAAAAGUUAGAUUUUGGUCCCGCUGGUGGUUUCGAGGGACCUUGAUUUUGGCCCUUUGGGGUCCUGACUGGUGUCUACACCCACCUCGACCGUGCCGCCUGUCAAAGUCCUGCCUGUUUCUAGGCACAAAAUAUGGACGGGGAGGUUGGGGGCGGAAGGGUCUGCAUUGGGUCACUGGUGUGUGCAUGCCUAGCGAACGUAUUAUGACCCUAUUGUCUUUCAGGCUUUGCAGCCUAGGGUCAGUCUUCUCCGAGAAGAGGCCUUUACCAUCGAACGGCAAGUCCUGGAUGGUGUACUGCAACUCGGGUGGGAGGUUGGAAACGUGAAGCCAUGAGAUACGCCUCAUGGCAACACCUGAGGCCAGAGUCCUGGCUGCUGAGUCGGCUGCAUCGAGCGAGGCUUGGAGGGAAGUUCUGGCCACCUUUUUUCCUUCCUCCAAGAAGGCCGCGAACUCCUGGCGGGAAUCCUGAGGGAGUAGUUCCGUAAAUCUCCCCACCUCCACCCAUGUUUUGUAAUUAUAGCGGCUGAGGAGGGCUUGUUGAUUCGCCACCCAGAGCUGUAAGGCGCCCGCUGAAUACACCUUACGGCCGAGCAGGUCCAUUCGCCUAGCCUCCUUCGAUUUUGGGGCUGCCGCCUGCUGGCCAUGGCGUUCCCUCUCAUUAACUGAUUGAACGACCAGUGAGCAGGGAGGAGGAUGGACAUAUAAAUACUCGUACCCCUUAGAGGGCACCAUAUAUUUACGCUCGACUCCCCUGGCCGUAGGUGGGAUGGAGGCCGGCGAUUGCCAUAUAUUGUCUGCAUUGGCUUGGAUGGUACGAAUGAACGGUAGGGCCACUCUGGUGGGAGCAUCCGCCGACAGAAUGCUCACCACCGGGUCCUCCACCUCUGGGACCUCCUCUCCCUGGAGGUUCAUGUUGAGUGCUACCCUCCUGAGGAGGUCCUGGUGGGCCCUCAGGUCGAUUGGAGGCGGGCCCGAGGAAGAUGUCCCUGCCACCGCCUCAUCUGGAGAAGAGGAAGAGGAGACACCUGGGACGAGAGGGUCCUGCGUGGCCUCUUGCUCCUGAGCAACCUCCUGCUCCAGUGGGACUGGGGAGUCCGGUGGGUGGACUGGAGCUUCCUCUGUACCAGCGGGAGGCGGAUGGCUGAUUGUCACCUCUGGCACCUGGUGCUCUGAUGGUGCUGAGCGGGACGGAACUACUGGUGCCCCUUGGGCCUGGUGGUGUGGGCCUAGGUCCUGGGCCUGUCCCUCUUGGAAGACCCCGGUGGGCACAUCAGACUCACGGUCCUGUGCAUAAUAGCUGUCCGCGCGGGACGACUCUGAAGCAUGCCUGGAAGGCCAUGGAGGAGCGGAGAGGCUCUGAGCAGAGUCCAUGUCUCUAGCAGGCCUAGCUCUACUUGGCACCAGAUACCGGUACUGGGAGGCAUACCGGUACCGGGAACGAGAUCGGGACCUGCGACUGGAACGGUGCCGGGAGGUCGACCGCGAUCUCGAGGCUCGGCAUCGGGAGCGGCUACGGGAGUCACGGUGCCUGGAGCGGUGCCGAGAAUAUCGGGCCGGUGACCGGGAUGCUGACUGGAGCAGCGAGUGCGACUGGUACCGCAGAGGAGAACGGUGCCGGGACUGCGAGCGGCGACGGGCGCGGAAGCGCCGUCGGGACCUGGAACGUCUGCGGGACCAUGAUCUAGAACGGUGCCGGUCUGCUGUGCCAACAGAGGGUGGCCGAAUCAAGGCCGGCUUGCCUAUAGACUGUAUCGCCCGCACCAGCGGUGCCGGGGGCGGAGGCAGUAUCGACUCUGUCAUCAAAAUCAGAUCCCUCGCCGUUGAGAACGUCUCCGGCAUGGACGGGAUAUUAAGCUCUACCACGGGUCUAGCCGGGGAGCUGACAGGCACCAGACUCGAUGGCCCUUGUGGGACCGGAAUUGACGGUGCAGACGUCGUCGGUGCCGUGGCGGGUGUCGGCGCCGGGCGGUCCGACUUGGAUGAGCUCUCUGGCUGCGGUGCAGGUGGCACGGAAGCAGCAGGAGUCUUAGAUUUUCUCGACCUCGGGGAGAGGGAGCGGCGUCGAGCCGGCCUCGGUGCCAGCGACGGGUGGUGCUGAGGAGCCUUGGCCGUACCGCUGCGGUCCGGUGCCAAGGAGGUGCUUCUGUUCGAAGAGUGACCAGUGCUCGGUGCUGAAGGCUGAGGCGUGAGAGCCGCCUCCAUGAGGAGCUGCUUUAGCCUAAUGUCCCGCUCCUUUUUUGUUCUUGGCUUAAAAGCCUUGCAAAUGUGGCACUUAGCUGUCAGGUGCGACUCCCCGAGGCACUUCAGACAGGAGUCGUGUGGGUCUCCUGUCAGCAUCGACCUGCGGCAGGCCAAGCACGGUUUUGAAACCUGGUGAACCGGGCAUGGGCCCCGGCACCGGGUGCGGGGAAGGGGCUAUUCCCCAAACCCCUCUUAACUAAUAUUAUACUAAAUAUACUAUAAAGUAAUAAACUAAAGUGAAUUAUAUAAAAAGUUUUUAACUAU